This is a messenger RNA of Melanotaenia boesemani (Boeseman's rainbowfish), 5919 nucleotides long. RefSeq names its product Ets2 repressor factor (gene erf). NCBI's taxonomy places the organism in Eukaryota, Metazoa, Chordata, Actinopteri, Atheriniformes, Melanotaeniidae. Gene Ontology annotation, cellular component: nucleus. The record is from RefSeq and is a predicted model, not a curated record. The transcript has 5 exons. Gene Ontology annotation, molecular function: DNA-binding transcription factor activity, RNA polymerase II-specific; sequence-specific DNA binding. Gene Ontology annotation, biological process: regulation of transcription by RNA polymerase II; cell differentiation. The coding region runs from base 684 to 2570 and encodes 628 amino acids.
GUGGGCGGCCCCGUGUGGCAGGAGGAGAGCGAAACACGACACCCCGACCGAGGAAGGGGGGUUGAGAGAACACGAAGUGACUGAGUGAGUGGAAAAAGAAAAAGUGUGAGCAGGAGAAAGAGGGGGACAGAAAAAGAACCGAAUUGGCUUCGGUACUUUUACUCCUUCCUGAAGCGCCGCUGUAGUCGGGAUGGUGAUGUGGAGGAGGGCUCGACCAUGCGACAUCGUUGCAACAAACGGGAUGAAAAUUUAAACUAGUCGCAUUCCGUUGCUCCAGCACCUACCAACGGCAGCACGACUCCUCCAAACUUUGACCUACGCCAUUCAGACCCGGACGACUGGAUUUCCCCCUCAGAGAUUUCGGGGCAACUCUCUAAAGCCCCCCGUACUGACAAAUUAACUCUCCGUAGCAAAAGUUUUUGAACACGCUUCGAUCUUUUUUUCUUUUCUUUUUUUAAACCGAAUAGAAGCAUAAGUCAAUUCGAAGUUAAGUACUGCUUUUCAACACACAAACCAAGCUCUUUAUCGGACAGGUUCUUUCCAGCAAGCCGCUUGUGAGAACAACACCGGAGGAAGGAGUGGGGUGCCACUGCUAACUUGGCUAAAAGCUAGCUAACUAACGUCUAAAGUUACCAGUCGACGGGAAAAGUGACCGAAGCCGCUCGCCGAAGACGACAACAAAGAUGAAAACCCCGGUAGACACGGGGUUCGCCUUCCCAGAGUGGGCCUACAAGCCAGAGUCGAGCCCAGGCUCCAGGCAGAUCCAGCUGUGGCAUUUCAUCCUGGAACUGCUGAGGAAAGAGGAGUACCACGAUGUCAUAGCCUGGCAGGGAGACUACGGAGAGUUUGUCAUCAAGGACCCGGAUGAGGUGGCCCGCUUGUGGGGAGCCAGGAAGUGCAAACCACAGAUGAACUAUGACAAACUUAGCCGAGCACUAAGAUACUACUACAACAAGAGGAUCCUCCACAAGACCAAAGGGAAGCGGUUCACCUACAAGUUCAACUUCAACAAGCUAGUGCUCGUCAAUUACCCCUUCAUCGACAUGGGAUCAGGUCGAGGGGUCCCCCAGAGUGCCCCUCCGGUUCCGACUGGAGGAACCCACUUCCGUUUCCCCCCCUCCACACCGUCUGAGGUCCUCUCAUCCAGCGAGGAGCUGCGCAGCCCGGGGAUGUUCAGUAGCGUGGCCCGCCGCAUGGCCCGCGGCUCCGUGAGCGACUGCAGCGACGGCACCUCCACCAACUCAGAGCUGGAGGAGGCGGUGGGUGCUGAGGAGAGAGCCUUGGGGCCCGAGCGGGCUUUCAGAGGUCUGCUUCCCCCCCGUAUGGCUCAUGAUUCUCUAUUCAGGGUCUACGGAGGGGGCCCAAACCCAGCUGGGCUCCCCAGAUCUGCACCUAGGGUCCACCCAGAGCCUCUGUCCCCCUUCCCUGUUUCCCCUCUGCCUGGUCCUGGAGGUCUGCUAGCUCCGACUCUGUCCCCAGCCUUGUCCAUGACUCCCACCCCCCACCUGCCCUACACUCCUUCACCCUCUCUGCCUUCUCCCAUGAGCUCCCAUUUCUCCUUCAACCCAGAGGAUAUGAAGCACUACCUGCAGGCCCACACCCAGUCCGUCUACAACUACCACCUCAGCCCCCGAGCCUUCCUCCACUAUCCUAACAUAGUCAUCCCUCAGCCUCACCGCCCCACUCCAGAGAAACCAGCCGCCCAUCACCUCCACGCGCCCCCCAUGUCCCUCUCUCACCCCCUCAGCCAGCAUCCGGGAGGCGGAGACGAAGGCCACCAGCACCCGUCACCGUUCAAGUUCAAGCUGCAGCCGCCUCCACUCGGGCGCAAGCAGCGUGAAGCAGGAAGCUUGCUGGCGGCCACUUCAUCCUCCUCUUCCUCCAUCCAGUCCACCGCAUUCACUGGUUCUGGUCCGAUAACAAGCUCCGCCCUGUCAGGAGGGCCUCCGAAGAUUAAGGUGGAGCCUAUAUCAGACUUGUCAGAGGAAGACGUGGAGGUAACGGACAUCAGUGAGGAAGAUGAGCUGAAUCACAAUGAUGAUGAUGAUGAUGAAAGUGACAUCUUCGCCUCGGCAGCUCACCGCCAUCACCAGGCCAACGGAAGGAGCAGGAGCCCCUCUGCUCCUCAUGCUCCUCACAUCAACCCAGAUGACGACGACGACGAAGAGGUCUUUAAAACUCCCGCCACGCCUCCUCUCAGCGGCGGCCCGGCCUUCCCUCUGAUCAGCCUGAAGAGCGAGCCGGGCACAGUGGCAGCGGCGGCGGCUCCCAUCAGCCCCGGAGGCACGCGAUGCAUCCCGCUCAAGCUUCGUUUCAAACGCCGCUGGAGCGAAGACCAGAGGAUGGAGGCAGACGGAGAAAGGGAGGAGGCAGAGGACAAGAAAGUGAGGGCUGAGGGAGAGGAGGAGGAGGCGGGAAGAAGAGGGAGCGAGGUGGAGAAUGGAAGAGGAGGAAGAGGAGGGGGUGUUAUCCUGGGGCUGAUGCUGCCGCCGGCUCCGACCCAACGCAGGGCGAGCUCGGAGCUGCAGAUCGCAACGGCCCAGCUGUCUCUGGAAAACACCAGCUGCUGAGUCACACAACGGCCCAGAUCCUGACGGAUCUAUCCAGCGCUAGUACACGUAGCAGGCUCGGCACAAAAGCUGAAAGCGCGAUCCGUUUUGUUCUCUUUGAACAUGGAUUUAUAUCAUAUGCAGGAAACUACUUCUUUGUGCAAUAAUUAAAGGAGCUUUUGGCCCUUAAAUUACUCAACAGAACAAAAUAUUUUCCUUCAAGUGACAUAUCUGCAUGUUCACUGCAGAGCAAAGAACAAAAAAAGAUGGCGGACGCCUUUCAGCUUUUGUUGCCACAUCGUGGUCAGUACAGUCAGCAGGUGGCUGCUUGGUGUUAAAACCAUGAGCGUAGACAUGUGGCCUCUAAUGUACAGUAAGGAAACACCUUUGUGCCCCAGCAGCUCGUAUUCCUGCUGCCACUUUAACACUAAGAGGCUGGACAGACUGAAGCCCCGUUUAUGAGAUUACAGAGCGCCUCGUGUCUUCGUAGUGCCAGUUUUGCCCACAUCAUGAGAGAUUUCAGACUAAUGUACGAAGUAGAUGGCGAGGCCUUGUUUUUAUUUCCCCGUUUCUUCUGUUUCCUACUUGUUUGUACUCACCGGGAAAGACGGACGGAUCCUGACGUUACUGAAGACUUUUAACAGCCCUGAUAGAGAUUAUAGAAGUGCCUCUCUGUCUGCACCCAUCACCACGUAGAUGUUUACAAGAUGGCGGGCAGCGAGUUUAAAAACAAGACGUGUAACUGUGGAGGAUGUUACGCUCCGAAGAGGGAUUUUUAUUUUAACUCAUGUAUAGAGAAGGAAAAAAGAAAGUUGUUUUUUUUUUUUGUUGUUGUUGUUUUUUUUUCUGGGAAACAACUUGGACACUAAGAGGCCAGACGGAGCUUCCUCCUCAUCCUCACCUCCUUCACUACAGUGUAUAAAGACUUGAAACGAGGAUGACAAACCGAAGAUGGAUGACCCGAAUCGUGGGUGGCAUUUUAUUAACAUUUGUUAGCCAGCAAGUGAACUUGACUGUCCUGUACAGCAGAACCAGGAAAAUAUCUGAGGAAGCCCCCACUCCCCUCUCCUCUUACUCCCCGCCAUCUUUUCCUUUCUCCUCACAUGUCGUAGAAAUGAGGAAGCAGCUCCCAGCAAAGCCUGUAAUUACCCACACGCUUAUUUGCAAGGGGAGGGGAGUGCGUGGAGCCAACAGGCCUCGAGGAAACGGAGGCCGCCUCGGCUUUUCUGUGACUUAGCACAAUCUUUGUGGGAGGGGGGAGAUUUAAAGGUUUGAGGGCAUUUGUAGUGUUUUUACCCUCAAACACAAAGAUCAACAGCUCUCAUCUCUGCAUUCCCCUGUUUCAUUUUUCAUGAAAAGACUCUUUUCUUUCUAUUAAAGGACAUUUUUGCCUCUUGAAGACAGUAUUUUAGGGCAUUUGCAGUGAUCUGAGGGCCGCUUGUGUUUUGCAUAAAAUAACCAAAAUCUGUGAUCAUGUGAUGUUUUGAGAAGCGACGAUCAAAGCGAACCCAUUUGUUUAGGGGAGAACGGGAACCAUGAAAUUAUCCUAACUCAGGCAAACCUUCAUUGACAUUUAAAAAAAAAGUUAUUUUUAUGACAUUUUAUUGAUGAACUUUAAAAAAAAUACAAAAUUGUGCCCGUUUUCAUUGAACAUCUCUAAAUAAGAUUGUGCCUUUUUAUCAAGUACCCCCAGCUAAAUGUAUUAACACACACACACACAAUGCCUUCUGCUUUUGUAAAAGAGACAAAGCAAAUCUACACAUAUAUAUAUUUUAUUCAAAUAUAUAUUGAAUUCAAAUAUUAUAUUUCAAUACGGUCAUUUGAUACAGAUCAGGAAAAGCCUAUUUUUAAUGGUAAAGAUGUGUAUAUAUUCUAAUGGGCAUAUUAUUACCAGUAUAAUUCAGCCUCUGCCUUCUCACUCUUGCCUUCUCUCGACCGUCGAGCUGCGUUGAUGAAGGCGCCGGUGUCAGAGUUUUAUAUUUAUAUUGUAAGAAUAAGUGAUGGAUAAACGAGCGAGAGUUGGGUCGAACCGUAUUUACCUUCUUCUCUGGCGUGUUUGUUUUAAUGUCCGUGCAGUGGCAGCUGAGCCGGGUGGAGUUAAAUCACUUCGUCCUGCUUCAUGCACGCCACCCGCCUCCAAUCUAAACUCCUAAAUUGUUUGCAGCCGCCUUUUAACUCAGAUGUGAAGGUUGCAGGUUGAAGUUGGCCGGCGAGUUCUGAUAUGGUUGGACUUUGGUUUGAACGUGAACAGCGUGUGUUUAUGUGUGUGCAGGGUUCACACGCAUCCAUGGACACGCUGUCCUGGUUAAAGGGAGGCUUUACUGUGGCUACGAUGAAGGGAAACCUGACAUCAGACUCCAUCUCUGGAGUAGAUGCCUAACCAAAGAAACUACACACACAUCAAGGAAACGGCAUCACCAAACCUCAGAGCGACCGGGGACUUCCCGUCAUCUGAUUCCAGUCAGGGUGUGUGUGUAUUCUCUGGUUAGGCCUUCUACACAACCUGCUCACAACCUUUUUCAGUCACAUGUAUCUCGUCCAGUUUCUCCAACAAGCUUAUUUUCAUUCAUUUUUCUUCACCAGACACAAAGUCUUACACAUCUGUCCUCCUGAUUGGCUCCUCACAAACUGAGGAUUUGAUCUUUAUUAUUAUUUUUUAGGGCAGAUGAAGCCAUUCGUGUUAUCUUGUGAAGGAGAAUGAGCCCACCUGAGCUGUUAAACCUGUGCUGCCUUACCCAUCGUGGCUUCAAACGAAACAGGAAAAAUGUUUCCUGGCCGCUUUCGUCAGAGCCGUUCCUUCUGUUUUUUCCAGACAUAUUACUUUUACUCUUAUAAUUAUUAUAUUAUUAACAUGACUUUUGUUUAAUUAUUAUGUUGUACCUCUUGCCAAGGCCCGGCCUUUUCUCCAUUAAUUCCUAGAUAUCUGUGAGUUCUUGUUCCAGUUUGCACUCUUUCACAUGAACUCGUCAGCUUUGGUGCAGUCUCUUUAUUUUUCUUUUCUUUUUCUUUUUGUACUUUCACUGAUUUUAUAAUCGUUUCUGCGGACAAGAGGAGGGUUACAUAGUACUCACAUGAUAUACAGCGGGGAAAGAAACAGUUGUUUUAAUUUUUUUAAGUUUGUGUAUAUAUUUUUUCCAUUAUGGAGGAUUCUGUAAGAAAAAGAAGAGCCUUGUACUUUUGAACAGUUGCAUUAUUUGACAUGUGUCCCCGUCUGUCAUGUCGUCUCUUUUCUCCUCCACCUCAGUGGUGAGUUUUAACUCCAGAGGAGAGACCAAGAGGUUUUAUCAUGCUUUUGUUUACCUUCUACUUCUGUUCAGCUUCAUUUGUAAUUAAACAAUAAUCAGGGUUCAUUAAAAAAAGGUGAAAAUGG